Molecule: messenger RNA, 5040 nt
Organism: Bombina bombina (fire-bellied toad)
Lineage: Eukaryota; Metazoa; Chordata; Amphibia; Anura; Bombinatoridae
Gene: TAT
Product: tyrosine aminotransferase
Exons: 12
Coding region: 109-1479 (456 amino acids)
Biological process (GO): biosynthetic process; aromatic amino acid catabolic process
Molecular function (GO): L-tyrosine:2-oxoglutarate transaminase activity; pyridoxal phosphate binding
Source: RefSeq, a predicted model, not a curated record
AACAGUUGAUGCCUGAUUUGUGAUUCAUCUGGAUAGCUGUGUAGAAGGAUACAGAAAGAUAACAAGAGUUUUACGACUACUGAGAAUUUAUCCAUAACAGCAAAAGUCAUGCAGACCGACUCUUACAUCAUCCAGGUAAAUGGCUCAGCAGCCCAUCCAAAAGUCCUUGAUGUCCUCGUAAAUAUUCAAGGAACAAACACCGUAGAAAAGUUCAAGAACAGGAAGCCAAGAUGGGCAGUGAGGGCAUCAGACAUGUCAAAGAAAACCUUCAAUCCAAUCAGGGCCAUUGUGGACACCAUGACUGCUAAACCCAACCCUGCCAAACAGAUGAUUGCUUUGUCUAUAGGUGAUCCCACCAUAUUUGGAAAUCUUCCCACUGAUGAUGAAGUCACCAGAGCAAUGAAAGAAGCUAUUGACUCACAGAAAUAUAAUGGUUAUGCUCCAAGUAUAGGUUACCAGUCAAGCCGGGAAGUAAUUGCAAAGUAUUACACCUGUCCAGAAGCUCCAUUGGAAGCCAAGGAUAUUAUCCUUACAAGCGGCUGCAGUCAGGCUAUUGAACUUGCUUUGGCUGUCUUAGCCAACCCAGGUCAGAACAUCUUGGUUCCACGUCCAGGAUUCUCUCUUUACAAGACUUUGGCGCUGUCUCUGGGGAUUGAAGUAAAAUUAUACAACUUAAUGCCCGAGAAAUCUUGGGAAAUUGAUCUGAAACAUAUGGAAUCUAUAGUAGAUGAUAAAACUGCAUGUAUCAUCAUCAAUAAUCCAUCAAAUCCAUGUGGAUCAGUUUUCAAUAAGAAACAUUUACAGAAAAUUCUAGCAGUGGCAUCCAGGCAGUGUGUACCAAUACUAGCUGAUGAGAUUUACGGAGAAAUGGUCUUUGAAGAAGGAACGUUCCAGUAUUUAGCCCCCCUGAGCACAAAUGUCCCCAUUCUGUCAUGUGGUGGUCUUGCUAAGCGCUGGCUGGUACCAGGUUGGAGAUUGGGGUGGAUUCAAAUCCAUGAUCGGAAGGGAAUUUUUGGAAAGGAGAUCAGGGAAGGCCUUGUGAAACUGAGUCAGAGGAUUCUUGGACCUUGUACAAUUGUUCAGGGGGCCCUGGAACACAUACUCAAUCGGACACCACGGGAAUUCUAUGUGAACACCGUCAACUUUAUCAAGUCUAAUGCUGACCUGUGCUACAAUGCUCUCAGCUCUGUCCCUGGACUCUGCCCUGUUCGGCCAGCUGGGGCUAUGUAUCUAAUGGUUGGUAUUGAGAUGGAACACUUUCCUGAGUUUGAAAGUGAUGUGGAUUUCACUGAAAAAAUGAUCUCUGAGCAGUCAGUCUUCUGUCUCCCAGCUAAAUGUUUUGAAUAUCCAAACUACUUCAGAAUUGUCCUUACAGUUCCAGAGGAAAUGAUGCUUGAAGCCUGUAGUCGUAUGAGUGAAUUCUGCAAACAACAUUAUCAGGGUGGGGAAGGGUCUCAGGACCUAGAAUGUGAUAAAUGAAUCGUCCAUACUCUGUAAUAUUGUAAAUAGUGACUCCACUACAGUAGCCCAAGCUACUCCACUACAGUAGCCCAAGUAGCUCAAAAGUUUGCAUACCCUUGGAGAAUUGGUAGUAUAUGUACCACUUUUAAAGAAAACAUGAGUGAGCAGGCAAACACAUUUCUUUUAUUUCUUAUGGGAUUCAUAUUCAACUGUAGGUCAUAACAAAAUGGCAGAAUCAUAAAACAAAACAUUGCAACAUUUGAAAAAAAAAAUUACCCCUAUUCAAAAGUCUGCAUACCCUUAGUUCUUAAUAAUGUGUAUUAGCAUCAAUGACAGCGUGCAGUCUUUUGUAAUAGUUGUCAAUGAGGCCCCGAAUUCUUGCUGGGUGUAUAGCUGCCCCUUCGUCUUGACAAAAUGCCUCCAGGUUAUGAAAAGUCAUUGGUUGUCUUGCAUGAACCACACGUUUGAGAUUAAAGGGACAGUCUAGUAUAAAUUAAACUUUCAUUAUUCAGAUAGGACUUUUAAUUUUAAUCAACUUUCCAAUUUACUUGUAUCAUCAAAUUUGCUUUUUUCUCUUGGUAUUCUUAGUUUAAACAUAGGUAGGCUCAUAUGCUAAUUUCUAAGCCUUUGAGGGCUGCCUCUUAUUACAUGCUUUUUAAAUCUCUUUUCAACACAAAGAGACAGAAAGUACACGUGGGCCAUAUAGAUUACACUGUGUUCAGGCACAGAAAGUUAUUUAAGAUCUAGCACAAAACAAUGCUACAUUUAAGACAAUAGAUAAUAAACAGUCACAGUCAUGUGAUCAGGGGGCUGGAAGAAGGUUCCUAAAUACAAGGUAAUCACAGAGGUAAAAAGUAUAUUAAUAUAACUGUGUUGGUUAUGCAAAACUGGGGAAUGGGUAAUAAAGGGAUUAUCUAUCUUUUAAAACAAUAACAGUUCUAUGGUAGACUGUCCCUUUAAGGUCAGGAGACUGUGAUGGCCUCUCCAGAACCUUUACCUUUUUCUGCUGUAACCACUGGACGGUCAACUUGGCCUUGUGCUUAGCGUCAUUGUCAUGCUGGAAAGUCCAAGAGUGUCCCAUGCGCAGUUUUCGUGCCGAAUAAUACAAAUUGUAUUCAAGUAUUUUCUGAUAACAUGCUGCAUUCAUCUUGCCAUCAAUUUUUACAAGAUUCCCUGUGCCUUUAGAGUUCACCCCCCCACCCAAAAUAUCAUUGAGCCACCACCAUGCUUCAUAGUGGAGAUGGUAUUCUUUUCGCUAUAGGCCUUGUUGACCCCUCUCCAAACAUUCAGCUUAUGGUUGUGACCAUAAAGCUCUAUUUUGGUCUUGUCACUCCAAAUUACAGUGUGCCAGAGGCUGAGAGGCGUGUCAAAGUGUUGUAAAAACCCAUUUGCAAUAUUGUAAAAAAAAAAUGUUGGCAUUGGCUCAGUAAAGGCUUCUUACUGGCAACUUGAUCAUGCAGCUAAUUUUUGUUCAAGUAUUGUUGUAUUGUGCUCCUUGAAACAACCACACCGUCUUUUUCAAGAGCAGCCUGUAUUUCUCCUGAGGUUACCUGUGGGUUUUUUGUUGUAUCCCGAACAAUUCUUCUGGCAGAAUUUUCCACUUGUUAAUAAGUGAACAGUACUGAUUGGCAUUUUCAUGGCUUUUGAUAUCUUUGUAUAUCCUUUUCCAUCUUUAUAAAGUUCCAUUACCUUGUUACGCAGGUCUUUAGACAGUUCUUUUCUCCUCAACAUGUCUUAGCAUCUCAGUGCAUGCACGUGAGAGCUAACAAACUCAUUGACUAUUUACACACAAACACUAAUUGCAAUUGAAAAAGCCACAGAUAUGGGAAAUGAACCUUUAAUUGCCCCUUGUGUGUUUGUAACAAGGCCAAACAUUUUAGGGUCAUUUGAUCAGGGCCAUUUGGGAGAUUUCUUAAAAAAAAGAGCCAAACAACUAUGAGAUAAUAAAUGGCUUCAUAUGAUCACUAUCCUUAAAUAAAAGACAGUUUUUUGGCAUGAUCAGUCAUAUUUUCAAAAUUAAUGCCAAAAUUUCACGAUUUCUGCCAGGGUAUGCCAACCUUUGAGCAAAACUGUAUGUAGGAUAUGUUUAUUUGAUCAAUAUUUUUAUUCAGAACUCAAUUUCAUGUUAUAUGUUUUAACUAUUAUAUUUGAAUUCAGACCAAAAUAUUGGUAUAAAGCAAGUUGAAACUCCAUAGCGUGUAGUUAAGGCUUAAACUCCACCAAUUAUUUUAAAAAAUUUUUUAAGUAUUUAAUGACUUAUGUUUGUAUUUAUCAAGAUUACUCAGUGUUCAGACUUCUUAAAACUGAAUUUCAAGUUUUAGGUUUCAACAAAAAUACAAAUAAUUACCAUAAAGUCCAUCAGUUUAAUUUAGAUAAUACUCCAUAAGUGUGAGGUAUUGUAUCAUUUCUAAGGUUUUAUUUACAGUCAUUUUUAUGACAUAACCAGGCUGUAAGUAGGAGACAUUCUGUUAACUAAUAGUGCUUCUCUAUGGUUUUUCUAUCCACUGAAUCUUAAAGGGACAUGAAACCCAAUUUUUUUCUUUCAUGAUUCAGAUAGAGAAUACCAUUUUAAACAACUUUCUAAUUUACUUAUAUAAUCUAAUUUGCUUCAUUCUCUUGAUAUUCUUUCCUGAAAACCAUAUCUAGAUAUGCUCAGUAGCUUCUGAUUGGUGGCUGCACGUAUUAGCCUCAUGUGAUUGGCUCACCAAUGUGCAUUGCUAUUUCUUUAACAAAAGAUAUCUAAAGAAUGAAGCAAAUUAGAUAAUAGAAGUAAAUUGGGAUGUUGUUUAAAAUUGUAUUCUCUGUCUGACUCAUGAAAGAAAAUGUUUGGGUUUAAUGUCCCUUUAAACAUGGUACACAUUAUUCAGUAUAAAUUAUUUCCAGUGUACCUAAUUUAUUUUUUGUUAAAAAAAAAAUAAUAAUAAAAAAAAAUAAAAUAUAUAUAUAUAUAUAUAUAUUCCUCACAUUUAAAAGCAAGUAAAAUAAGGGGGGGGGGGUCAAAUUAUUUGUAUUUUCUAACAAUUUGCAGUUACAGGCAGAUAACAUUGGAUAUCUUUAAAUCAAUCUUAUUCAGAUUUAAAUGUACUAUUCAGUUUCUGCAGUUCAGCUCCUCUCCCUCUCUAAUGUGCAGUUUUUCGGUGGGUUUUUUGAUAGUUAUUUACUUUGCAUAUAAACACAAUGCCUUGAAUUUUAACAUUAUCAAGAGAUAACUUGCUUUGUUCUGUAAUGCUUCUGAAGCUUAAGUAUGCAGUGUUAGAAACAUCUUGUUUUAAAAUGCUCUUGAAUUAAUUUGAGUCCCAGAGAUAAAAUUAUUGCAAUGUUAAAUAUGCACAUUUUAUUCUGCAAUUUGAAUUUUGAUAUAUUGAUAGUAGUCGACUCGGAUUUCCAUUGUCAGAUAUUUUUUUGUCUCACGAAGUACCUAUAAAUCAUUUAUUUGCAUAUAAUAUUAUAUAUGAUGCAAUAUUUCAAACUUCUGUUUCUGUAAUGUCCUUUAAAUGCAUGCAUUUCAUAUCUUAUAUUAUUCUAAUGUAUAUUAGUAAGUUAUUGUAUUUUUUUUAAGAAUAAACAUUCUAAAACUUU